UUUAUUAUUAACCAGUUUUGAAGCGACUGCAGGCCGGGCGCAGUCCACGGUCGAACCCACAACUCGCGAACGCUCUCAACUCGGACAUUCCGACUUCAAAACUUCAAUUAAAACCACAAUUACUAUAAAAAAUGCUUCUACAAAUCGACGCACAAUUAAACCAACAUAAUAGUAAAACGAAUAAAACAAAAAUCUUGUUGAACACAAAUCGAAACUAAAUAAAUCUUUGAUUUUUUACUACAAGCACAAACUUUAACAUGGAAAAUAUCUACAAGAUAAAAAUCCGUACCAAUCCGGAUCCCACAGGAUUGUAUCCAUCUGAGAGAAGAUAUUCUGCAUCUACAGUUCUUGGUUUAAGUGUCGUACACAUCGCACUAGCUAUUACAGCGCUUUUAAUGGCGAUGUUAAGCAUAUCCAAUUAUCAUAUUCAUCAUGGUAGUCAUAACACUACUCUAAGUACAAUUCAAAAUGAAGAAUCAACAAGUUUUAAUACUUCUAUGGAACUAGAGCAAGCAGAAGUGGAUCUAACCAUGAAUGCAACUAGAGAAAUACAAUUUUUAUCACUAACACAUCGCAACUGUGCAUUGGCGCCAUGUUUAAUGUCACUGGGAGCAUUCCUCGCAGGAAUCUUCGGUUUAUUAGCCUGGAAGCGAUGGUACAUCGAUCACAACAUCCGAUGGUUCUUCCUGGCUACUCUAACAUCAACUAUACUCUCUUCAAUAUGUGUAUUCGUCAUGAUCAUCACCCUCAUUGCUGAAUAUGAGAAAUACUCGGAUUUGCCAAACUUUGAGUUUGAUUUUCGAGUAAACAAUAGCAAUACCAACAAAUUGUCUGAUGAUAGUAAACUGCCAAACAUUAAAUUUGUUCUUUCAUUGAAUAUAAUGAUCGCUUGUUUACUGGAGAUGAUUUGGUCUGGUCUCAGUGCAAGAGUAGCAUUCGCCGGAAUGCGCAACUCCUAUCCGGAUGAUAUAAUUAUCUCGAAGAGCAGAGGUAAAAUUGAAGUCAACACAGUUCACAAGGGCAAUAAAAAAGCGCCACCACCAGUAGUGCCACCAGAUAUUUUAAAUCACUUUCCAAACAGUUCAAAACUAGCAAAAUAUUUACCCAAGACUGAAGACGGUGGCAAUCUGCCGAAGACCGAGAGUAAUUCCGAGUAUCAAGAAAGGGUGCGCAAGUUCCUCUCCGGGAGUAAUGAAAAUAAAAGUGAGAAAUGUGUCGAACAUAAUGUCGAUUAAAAUCAUAAGGAAGUGUGUUAAAAACGGUCGCAAAGUGAUAGUCCCCGCAUUUUCAAUGCAGCAUUUCCUUGUUAUAAAUUAUUCUCGGCGGCGCCGUGCGUGCAGUGAAAUUGAACGCCGAAUCACAAAAACAUCAUGUUGUCGUCGUGUGCGCAGAGCACGUUAAGUUAAAAGUGAAAGAAACCACAUGGGUAAUAAUAAUUUAUGAUUUUAAUUUAAAUUGUAAAUACUGACUAUAAAUAGUGUGUAAACUAGUUUUGUACAAAAUUGUAAACUGUUUCUCAGUCAUAAAUCACAAACAACGAAGGGCGACAAAACGGUCGCCUGCCAUUUUGAAUAAUUCUAGAUUUUAUAAUAUGGAUUGUCACGUAAAAUUGUAAACAUCAUAAAAGCUAUAGUAUUUGAUAUAAAAUUAUAAGUUCAAAACACUAA
Dalotia coriaria is the source of this 1667-nucleotide messenger RNA. RefSeq lists its product as uncharacterized. The transcript has 2 exons. The coding region runs from base 258 to 1235 and encodes 325 amino acids. The record is from RefSeq and is a predicted model, not a curated record. Lineage: Eukaryota; Metazoa; Arthropoda; Insecta; Coleoptera; Staphylinidae.